Molecule: messenger RNA, 736 nt
Organism: Centruroides sculpturatus (bark scorpion)
Lineage: Eukaryota; Metazoa; Arthropoda; Arachnida; Scorpiones; Buthidae
Product: cyclin-dependent kinases regulatory subunit-like
Exons: 2
Coding region: 200-463 (87 amino acids)
Biological process (GO): regulation of mitotic cell cycle
Cellular component (GO): SCF ubiquitin ligase complex; cyclin-dependent protein kinase holoenzyme complex
Molecular function (GO): cyclin-dependent protein serine/threonine kinase activator activity; histone binding; protein kinase binding
Source: RefSeq, a predicted model, not a curated record
GGUAAUAAGACAAUAUAAAUAUAUUAAACACUCACGUGACUUAAUUAACCAAUAGCGGCCUAGGAAUCUUGCAGACGAUUUGAAUUUCGUUCAACGACUUUUUGAAACUUUAACUUUGUUUUAUUCAUUAUUAAUUGUCAAGUUUUUACUUGAUUGUUUGUAGUUCUGUCAUCUUAGGACGUCAGUACUUCAUAACAAGAUGUCACGCCACAACAUUUAUUAUUCUGAUAAAUAUUAUGAUGAUCAAUAUGAAUACAGGCAUGUGAUGUUACCAAAAGAUCUUGCAAAGAUGGUACAAAAAUCUCAUCUCAUGUCAGAAACUGAGUGGCGUAGUCUUGGUGUUCAACAGAGUCAAGGUUGGGUGCAUUAUAUGAUUCAUGAACCAGAACCUCACAUUCUGUUGUUCAGAAGACCUCUACAAGGCCCUCCUCCAAGUCAAGAAGAACAAUUUCAAGAUGACUAGGUUGUAUGAAACUGUUGUAAAGAUGAACAUUUAACAAAUACCUGUAUUAUAUUGUAAAAAUAAUGUAUAUUGAAAUAAGCACAAUUAUAUUACAUUAUCAUAUAUAUAUUUUCCACAAAACAUGAAGUAAUUUGUUAGUGUAUAUUAUUUCCAUUCAAACAUAUUUUGUUUAAAAAUGAACUUGUAGAACAAGAGUUUCAUAAAUGAUUUUUUUAUAACAAACUCAAGAUGGUUAUCUGUAAUAUGUAUUUAUUGUUAAAAUAAAAAAAAAUU